Messenger RNA from Topomyia yanbarensis, 2575 nucleotides. Its product is annotated as prion-like-(Q/N-rich) domain-bearing protein 25. NCBI's taxonomy places the organism in Eukaryota, Metazoa, Arthropoda, Insecta, Diptera, Culicidae. The transcript is spliced from 8 exons. The record is from RefSeq and is a predicted model, not a curated record. The coding region runs from base 669 to 2216 and encodes 515 amino acids.
AAAUUUUGUAUAUUCAACAGACUACAUUUUUCAAAUGUCAAAGUUGUAGGUCAUCGGCAUAAAGAAAGCCCAAAAUCACAAUUUUACAUUGCACUCUCCCGGCAUAAGAACUAUGUGGAACACUCUAUAAUUCGACAACCCGUCGGAUCGUUGGCAGGAGAAUAGUUGCAACGUCAUAGUUUAGCAAUAGUGCAGAAGGAAGAGUUAUCCCGAGCUAUUCAGUUCACAUCGCGAAUCCGCUGGAAUAGUUGUACCAAAUCGACGGAUGUGUGAAGAAAAUUGAAAAGCAGUGGUUUGAAGAUUAUGAAGGUGGUUUUUGGUUUAAGCUAGACGGUUGUAUAUGCGUUGAUGAAAUAAUAAUUAAAUUAUAGCCACAUUUAUAAUAUAGUUCAAAACUUAUGUAUUUGUUGAUCUGGUGUUUUAUUGAUUAAAAAAUAGUUUACUUCAGAGUUAUGACACCGUAGUAACUUUUUAAGGAAAUAGGAUCUCGUAGUGUUCUUUGGCCAUGCAUCACAUCGGACGACUGCAGUAAGGUACCUCAAGCCCGGUGCUCAAUUUACGGUUUCUGCCAGUGCCCGGCGGGUUAUGUGUUUUCCACCGACGUUACCCGCUGCCUUCCCGAGUCACUGUAUGGGGUAGCGUGUGAGGAAGCGGUACAGUGUUCUCAUAUGCUUACCGGUGCCAAGUGCGAGGCCGGUUUAUGUACCUGUGAUACCGAUUACACCUACGUUCGUGGGCGAUGCCGUCAGUUAGCAAAUCUACACGAAUCCUGCAGUGAAGAUAUCGACUGCUUCUUUAGCUAUAAUCGAGAGGCAGUAGUAUGCCGGCAUGGAUCUUGCCAGUGUGCACCGGGAUUCUACGAAAGAAGCACCAACGUUUGCAGACGUGAAGUUACUCUUGGAGAGGCUUGCCUAGUGAAUCAGGAUUGUAUCGGCGAUGAACUGGAAUGCCAUGGCGAUAAAUGUGUAGAUGUCACUGAAACGAAAACGUUUAGGGAUGUCGGCGUACAGGCCAGAUCACUGGAAAAAGUGGAGACGAAAGAAAGAACGUGGACUGAUCGCCAGCAGCAGACGAGCAAGCAAAGUAGCUGCAAUAAUGAGAUUAGCAACGAUGUACGCAAAGAAAGCAGCUCCAGUGGUACUAGCGCGAAACGUUGUGAUACGACAGCAGUGUUCGGAGACUCAUGCACGGAUGAAAUGCAAGAAUGCGCUGGUUUGCCAUAUUCGGUGUGCAAAAUGGGUCAAUGUCAUUGCCGGGAAGGAUUCUAUCAUGUACAGGGGGCUUGCAAGGCAGAACUGGGAGAGUACGUUCUUUCCGCUGAGGAUUGUGGUGGAGGAAAUAUGUCCCCGGAAGGUCGAUGCGUUUGUGCGAACAAUCUAUUUUAUAACUAUAACAUGAGGACCUGUUUGAAAGGUGUUCUUGGCAUCAACUCGUCGUGCACUGCUAGCAGCCAGUGUUCACCAUAUGGCGAUGCAUACUGCCCUCAAGUAUCGCCCAAAAGAUGUUACUGUUAUCCGUAUGCUGCGUACGACGCCCAACAACAGAUGUGUGUUCACAAAAAAGGAUACGAGGAGUAUUGCGAGAAAGAUGAACACUGCACGCUGGCAAACGCACGCUGUACUGAGGUUAACACAUGCGUGUGCAAGCCAAACUAUUUCUACGUUAACGAACUGUGCAAAGCCGCGAAGGAUGGGACAUGUGACACGGAAGCAGAUUGUGGAUUCGACAAGGCAAAGUGUGAGGGGGAGGAUGAAACCAAACCGAAGAAAUGCGACUGUGUGAAGGGACAUCUUUACCAUGAGAAUACGUGCCUAAAGGAAGCAGAAAAAUACGAGGAGGAGUGCGUAGUUAAUGAGCAGUGUCAGCCAUUGCUUGGGAAGCUUGCCAAAUGUAAAGACAGCAAGUGUCGGUGUGACGAGAGCGACACGCAUUACAAGGACGGACAGUGCCAUGUGAAGAAAACCCUGAGCGAACGAUGUGACCGGUCUAGCGAAUGUUUCGUUCAGGACGCAGCCGACAACGUGGAGUGUCGCAACUCAUCGUGUCAGUGCAAGUUCGACUAUUCCCCGGAUGUUGAGCGUCAGCGUUGUGUGAAGCCCGUUAAAGGGAGAAAUGCAUCCGGGCGGCCCAGUGCGUUGAAGAUAAUUACCCUACUACUAACCAGUGCGGCUGUGUUGAUAACGGGAUCAGCUUUACGAGAUGCCUAUUAUGCGUAGUGAUAGACGGAUUGAAAGUCGCUAAGCAACUGACUCUGUUUGAUUAAAAAAAAGUUAGAUUUAAUUUGUCGAUAAUAGGUAUAGAUGCAUAUCAAAGCUGACAAUUCAUAGCAAUUCAAAUAAUUAUAUAGUGACAAUGACUGCAGCAACGUAAUUACACCUAUGAUAAACCGAUUACGCGGCAUUAUUUAAAGGCUACAUCUAGUGUAUAGCAUGAACGAAGCAUAAAUUUAACUACCCCUUUGCACAUGUAGAUAACAGUGGAAGUUUUGUUAAAAAACAGUCGAAGCUAAUGGUUAUGAUAUUAUGCUAGGUACAUUGUAGUCUUGAAAAUAAAAGCAAUAAUUUUAACUCUUUAA